GCCCAGGUGUGAAGACUCCAGAAGCACGAACAGUUGAGUACUUGGAGGAGGUAGCAAUUGGCUUUGCCAGGGGACUAGCCAACAGGACUGUGUCUUCCAAAAGAUCAAAAGGGCUAAUACAGAAAAUAACAGACUAUGCUAUGGCUCUUCCGUUUGUGAGGCAGCAAGUCUACAAGACAGUGGAAAGCAAAGUUCAGAAGCAAACCAAAGGACUCUACCCUGCUCCACUAAAGAUCAUUGAGGUUGUAAAGACUGGUCUUGAUCAGGGGCGUGACGCUGGAUACCUCACUGAAUCCCAGAGCUUUGGCCAACUUGCAGUGACUAAGGAAUCCAAGGCGCUGAUUGGACUUUACCAUGGGCAGGUGCAUUGCAAGAAGAACAAGUUUGGAACACCUCAGCGAGAGGUCAAGACUCUGGCAGUGCUGGGAGCGGGGCUCAUGGGAGCUGGGAUUGCCCAGGUUUCAGUGGAUAAGGGGCUGAAGACCAUUCUGAAGGACACAGCACAGCAAGGCUUGGACAGAGGGCAGCAGCAAGUCUUCAAGGGGCUGAACGGCAAGGUGAAGAAGAAGAGUCUGACAUCGUUCGAGAGGGAUUCCAUUCUCAGCAACCUGACGGGCCAGCUGGACUACAAGGGCUUUGAGAAGGCAGACAUGGUGAUCGAGGCUGUGUUUGAGGACAUUAACAUCAAGCACAAAGUGCUGAAGGAAGUGGAGGCUGUGAUCCCUGCUCACUGUAUCUUUGCCAGUAACACAUCUGCCCUCCCAAUCAGCCAAAUUGCUGCUGUUAGCAAGAGGCCAGAGAAGGUGAUCGGGAUGCACUACUUCUCCCCUGUUGACAAAAUGCAGCUGCUGGAAAUAAUCACCACAGACAAAACAUCCCAGGACACAGCUGCUUCCGCUGUUGCUGUUGGCCUCAAACAGGGCAAGGUCGUCAUCGUGGUAAAGGACGGGCCUGGCUUCUACACCACUAGGUGCCUGGGGCCGAUGCUGGCAGAAGUGGUGCGAGUACUCCAGGAGGGCAUUGACCCAAAGAAAAUAGAUGCCAUCUCUACAGCCUUCGGCUUUCCUGUGGGUGCUGCCACGUUGAUUGACGAGGUGGGUGUGGAUGUGGCCACGCACGUGGCUGAGGACCUCGGCAAGGCCUUCGGCGAGCGCUUUGGAGGAGGCAGCAUCGAGUUGUUCAAGCUCAUGGUGGAAAAAGGCUUCUUAGGUCGCAAGGCAGGGAAAGGCUUUUAUAUUUACCAGGAGGGGGUGAAGAACAGGAGCGUGAAUUCUGGCAUGGAUGAGAUCUUGGCGAGGUUCAAGGUGCCAGCCAAACCUGAAGUCUGUACCGAUGAGGACAUCCAGAUGCGCUUCGUGACGAGGUUUGUGAAUGAGGCAGCCAUGUGCCUGCAGGAGGGGAUCCUCAGCACCCCUGUGGAGGGAGAUAUCGGUGCUGUGUUUGGCUUGGGCUUCCCCCCAUGCCUGGGAGGUCCCUUCAGGUAUGCAGACUCGUACGGAGCCAAGCAGCUGGUGGACAAGCUACGGAAGUACGAGGCUGUCUACGGCAACCAGUUCACGCCGUGCCAGCUGCUGCUGGACUACGCCAACAGCCCAAGCAAGAAAUUCCACCAGUGAGCGUGGCCUGACGCCGCCCACCCGUGACACACCAAGAGCUCGAGCUGGGGCCACCGGCUCUCCAGCAACAUCCCAUUCUCUAGGUUAAUCUGCAAAGCACCCGGGGGAGGCAGGGACGGAAGGAGGGUGGCAGAGGAUUGCCUCGUGGCUUGUAAUCAUGUCAAGUGCCUUAUCAGCUACUGUGUGUUGGGCACGUCCAUCCCCUGCCAGCGUGGGCCUGCUGCCUCUUUGCUGGAAGAGAGAAUUUCUUCUGUGUUCACCUCCAUGCUGUGACCUCCAGAGCACGCAGCUGGGCCC
Molecule: messenger RNA, 1913 nt
Organism: Phaethon lepturus (White-tailed tropicbird)
Lineage: Eukaryota; Metazoa; Chordata; Aves; Phaethontiformes; Phaethontidae
Gene: HADHA
Product: hydroxyacyl-CoA dehydrogenase/3-ketoacyl-CoA thiolase/enoyl-CoA hydratase (trifunctional protein), alpha subunit
Exons: 13
Biological process (GO): fatty acid beta-oxidation
Cellular component (GO): mitochondrial fatty acid beta-oxidation multienzyme complex; mitochondrion
Molecular function (GO): enoyl-CoA hydratase activity; NAD+ binding; long-chain (3S)-3-hydroxyacyl-CoA dehydrogenase (NAD+) activity
Source: RefSeq, a predicted model, not a curated record